CUGGAUUCUUCGUCAUUUCUCCCGCAACCGUCCGAGUUUCUUCCUUCGCCGUCUUCUCCCUUGUUGGUUUUCGACUGGCGCUCGGGAAACCUCUCGCUCCUGAUCAUCGGGAACGUUCAUCUUCUUCUCCGUCUCAGGUCUAAGAUCAUAGCAGAGAGCCGGGAACGUUGAAGGGACCAUGGCCAAGCAUCACCCUGAUCUGAUAAUGUGCAGGAAACAACCUGGAAUUGCCAUUGGAAGGCUGUGCGAGAAAUGUGACGGCAAAUGCGUGGUUUGUGAUUCAUAUGUGCGCCCAUGCACUCUUGUCCGUAUAUGCGACGAAUGCAACUACGGGUCCUUCCAAGGACGGUGUGUCAUAUGCGGAGGAGUUGGAAUCUCGGAUGCUUACUACUGCAAGGAGUGUACACAGCAGGAGAAAGACCGAGAUGGCUGUCCCAAGAUCGUCAACCUCGGGAGUGCGAAAACCGAUCUGUUCUACGAACGUAAGAAAUACGGGUUCAAGAAAAGAUGAUGGGUUUUGAUGGGUGCUCUUGUUCUUGCACAUCCGUCCUUUACAAUCUCAACAACCCGAAUCUUAUCAUGCCGGGUCAGUGUUUCUCUCUUCCAUUGUCUGCCUGCCCCAUUGCGGAAAUCUACAAACUUUAGGAAUAUGUGUGAUGUGGUUCCAGGAGAAAAAGAAAAGGAUGGUGGGUUUCAUGUGUUAAUCCAUUUGUUUUUUUGUAUUAGAAGUUUCGUGCAUAACAAUAUGGUUCGUAGCACCCCAUGAAUUCCAUCUUUUGGUGGUCUAGUGAAGUAUGUUGUCUGCAA
Molecule: messenger RNA, 807 nt
Organism: Tarenaya hassleriana
Lineage: Eukaryota; Viridiplantae; Streptophyta; Magnoliopsida; Brassicales; Cleomaceae
Product: PHD finger-like domain-containing protein 5B
Exons: 2
Coding region: 179-511 (110 amino acids)
Biological process (GO): mRNA splicing, via spliceosome
Cellular component (GO): precatalytic spliceosome; U2 snRNP; U12-type spliceosomal complex
Source: RefSeq, a predicted model, not a curated record